Messenger RNA from Raphanus sativus (radish), 1998 nucleotides. RefSeq lists its product as uncharacterized. The transcript has 2 exons. The record is from RefSeq and is a predicted model, not a curated record. Bases 1 to 1998 code for a protein of 665 amino acids. NCBI's taxonomy places the organism in Eukaryota, Viridiplantae, Streptophyta, Magnoliopsida, Brassicales, Brassicaceae. Gene Ontology annotation, molecular function: catalytic activity.
AUGGCGUGUUUUUCAUGGAAUGUGCGAGGAUUUAAUAAAGAGGUGAAGCAUUCCGUGGUCAAACAGUGGUUACAUGAUAGUGAGUUUAAAUGGGGUUGUAUCUUGGAAACAAGGGUGAAGGAGAAAAAGGCUGAGAAGAUUUUGAGUACUACUUUUGGGGAUUGGUCUUCUAUAACAAAUUAUGAAUAUAGUAGAGGUGGAAGGAUCUGGUUACUAUGGAGGGAAAGUGUUCGGGUUACUCCAGUUUACAAGACAAAUCAGAUGAUAACGGUUAUGGUUGAGAUAGAGGGAGAGGCAUGUUUCUUUUGUACUUGUGUCUACGCUAGUAACCAAGUAGAGGAGAGAAAAGAGUUAUGGGCAGAUUUGAUUCACUUACAUGAGUCUCCUCUGUUUAAGGAUAAAGCAUGGAUGGUUUUGGGUGAUUUUAAUGAGAUUUUGGAAGGUGAUGAGAGUUCUAGUUUUGACAGUGGUGGAAGAAUUUCAGGAGGGAUGAGGGAAUUUCAGUCAGUGGUGUUGCGGUGUAGGCUUACGGAUAUGGCUUAUCAAGGUUCGAAGUUCACAUGGUGUAAUAAAAGAGAGGAAGGUCUUAUAUGCAAGAAGUUGGACAGAGUAUUGAUAAAUGAGGAAGCUCUACUUAGGUUCAGUAAUGCUUAUUCGAUAUUUGAAGCAGGAGGAUGCUCUGAUCACAUGAGAUGUAAGGUGCAGUUAUUCCCUCCUAUGGAGAAAAUUAAAAGGCCGUUUAAGUAUGUAAGUGCUAUGGGGAAUCUUCCUGGGUUCCUACCUUUGGUGAAGGACUAUUGGGAUACUACAGAAGUUUUGUUUCCAUCUACUUCAGCAAUGUUCAGAUUCUCAAAGAAACUAAAGGGCUUAAAGCCGCUGUUGAGGGAGCUGGGUAAAGAUAAGCUGGGCAAUUUGUCCAAAAGAGCUAAGGAAGCUUUUGAUAUGCUCUGUGAUAAGCAGAAAGUCACUCUAGCUAACCCUAGUGAAGAAGCAGUUCAUGAAGAAUCAGAAGCAUAUGGUAAAUGGGUUCAUAUAGCUGGUCUGGAAGAGGAUUUUUUGAAGCAGAGAGCUAAGCUCCAUUGGUUAGAUGUGGGAGACCAAAACAAUAAAACAUUUCACAGGGCAAUCAAAUCUAGGCAAGCACAGAACAUGAUAAGGGAAAUUCAAUGUGCUAAUGGGUCUGUUGUGAAGACUCAUUCGGAGAUCAAGAGUGAAGCAGAGAGUUUCUUCUCAGAGUUCCUUAAUCAUAUUCCUGGUAAUUUCCAAGGAGUUGAUGAGGAAGAAUUACAGGACUUACUGAAUUUUAGAUGCUCUGAGGAUGAUUGUCGUGUCAACUCUACUAUACUGGCAUUGGUACCAAAGAAGUUGGAAUCUUAUGAGAUGAGAGACUAUAGACCUAUAGCAUGUUGUAAUGUGCUAUACAAGGUUGUGUCGAAAAUUGUAGCUAACAGAUUGAAGUGUCUGCUACCUCGCAUAAUCAGUGAUAACCAGUCUGCUUUCAUCAAGGGUAGAUUGCUCAUGGAAAAUGUGUUGUUAGCUUCUGAGCUAGUGAAGGAUUAUCACAAGGAGUCUAUAGCCCCGAGGUGUGUAAUGAAAAUAGACAUAUCAAAGGCCUUUGAUUCAGUACAAUGGUCGUUUGUGUUGAGAAGUUUAUGUGCUCUGGGCUUUCCAUCAAUCUUCAUACAUUGGAUCGAGUUAUGCAUAACCAGUCCUUCGUUCUCAGUUCAAGUAAAUGGAGACUUAGCGGGCUACUUUCAAAGCUCUAGGGGGCUUAGACAAGGCUGCUCGCUUUCGCCAUAUUUAUUUGUUCUCUGUAUGAAUGUGCUAUCAAGGAGAAUUGAUAAAGCAGUGGUGGAGGGGAAGUUCAAAUUUCAUCCAGGGUGUCAAAAGCUAUCGAUCACUCACCUAUGUUUUGCCGACGACCUUAUGGUGUUUGUUGAGGGUUCUAAGCAAUCAGUUCAGGGGGCUCUGUCUGUUUUUGAAGAAUUUGAGAAGUAG